AUCCUCGCAACACCGUAGUGCUGCAGUCUGGAGGAAACCGCAGUGGAUCCCCGAGCGUGGAUGCUGCUGUUCGGGGCGGGCACGCCCAGAGUGGGCGUGGCCGGCGGCUCGAUGUUCUCAGCCGGCGAUUGAGGCCGCCUGGGCAGGCUAAAAUGGCGGCUGGUGCUAUUAGGUGCUGAGGAGACCGGACAGAGGAGACAGACAGGACUAAUGCUGGAUAAAAGGGAGUGGUCGUCUGUUCUCUGCCUGGCCAGGCAGCCUCCUCCACCAAGCAUUGGUUGCAAAUGAGAAUGGAAGACAUGUCUCUAUCUGGCCUGGAUAACAGUAAACUAGAGGCCCUUGCUCAUGAUAUUUACACUGAUCUGGUGGAGGAUACGUGUUUGGGGUUGAGUUUUGAGAUUCACCGAGCUGUUAAAUGUGGUUAUUUCCUGCUGGAUGAGACGGAUCCUGAGAGCAUGAAAGACUUUGAAAUCAUAGACCAGCCAGGUGUGGACAUCUUUGGUCAGGUUUAUAACCAGUGGAAGAGCAAAGAGUGUGUGUGUCCAAAUUGCAAUCGCAGUAUAGCAGCCUCCCGCUUCGCCCCGCACCUUGAGAAAUGUCUGGGCAUGGGCCGAAACAGCAGCCGCAUCGCAAAUCGAAGGAUUGCGAGCAGCAACAAUAUGAACAAAUCCGAAAGCGACCAAGAAGAUAACGAUGACGUAAACGAUAACGAUUGGUCGUACGGCUCGGAGAAGAAAGGUGCGUUUAGUCAGUCUGGAGCAAAGAAGAGGAAAUCGGAAAAGAAUCCAAAUUCCCCACGGAGAUCAAAGUCCAUAAAACACAAAAAUGGUGAUCUCUCGGUUAACACUGACCCAUUUAAGUAUAGUAGCAGUUCCGGAAUUAGUUACGAAAACCUUGGGCCAGAAGAGCUUCAUACACUGCUAACGACGCAAUGUGGAGUCAUAUCAGAACAUACCAAGAAGAUGUGCACCAGGUCAUUACGGUGUCCCCAGCAUACGGAUGACCAGCGUAGAUCUGUCAGAGUUUACCUCCUAGGCUCCUCCGCGUCUCUACCAGAACCCGAUGGCAGUACAGACAAUGACAGCUUUGAUGUGGUGGAAGGACAGGGUCUAAUGGGUCGACUUCCGUGGGAUGGAUCCUCUGAUAUCUCCCCAUCCGACUCGGCCUCAUCCAAAGCCAGCACCAAUAACUCAGACACUCGGAAACCCAAGAAGAAAAAGCCAAGUCAUAUCAGCAUGGGCAGCGCCGGGGGUGGAGGUGCCAGUAAAAAGAAAAAACCCAAAGCCCCCGCCCCACACACACCCGGAAUGUACAGUGAACUCAACUGAGACAAAAGGACGUUGCUAUGCUAUGGACCAGAUGCCGGUGGGCCUGUUUGUACACAGGAGGGUGCCCAUCGGCUGCAAAUGGAUAAAAACAGGCCCCCCCCCCCCCCCCCACCCUCCCCCUCUCUUUCUCAAGUGAUAAACCUUCUACUGUGAAAAACAAGUGGCGUCUGUAUGGCAGGAAGAAGUAAUGCCUUCAUAUAAGGCAGAGUACCAAUCUCCAUCAAGCUUUUUCUGACAUCUCCUUGUGCUGCCAUGUCUCUGCUGCCUGGCUGCCAGUAAUGCCAUGCCCAAUUGUGGAAACGUGGCUGUGGCAAAGAUUUGGGGGAGGGAAAACGGGGGGGUGGGUCGUGCAGAACGGGAGGUCAAAAUGGAGUUUCCUCCCUCCGUCGAAGUGUUAGACCUCUGCUGCUGUGUCGUAUAGUGACAUCGGGUCUUUCAGCGGAUAACUGGACUUUUUCUUUUUUUUUUUUUUCAUGAGAAGACAGGGCACUGCCCUCCCCGUGCUGUAACUCUCUCUCAUCUCUGGAACUUUCUGGAAUGCGAGGCCGUAAACUUGAAGACUUUCAAAAACUAAAAAAAAAAAACACACACGUGACCUCAUCACUUCAGGCACAAAGUGUUCUAGGUGUUGAUGCGCAGGGCCCUGGCGCCGGUCGGGGGCGGUGGCAUCGAAGUGUAUCUGCCUCUGGCAGGUGGAGGGUAUAAAGGAUAUCUUGCACGUAUUAAAAAAACAAAAAUCACACUAAGUAUUUCAUUGCAAGCCUAUGUGCUUUAUUGUAAAUGUGUAUAAUGGGUGCAUCCAUCACAUUGUAAUUUUUAACAAAGAGAAUCAUGUAAAGGCAAAGGGACUUUGGCCGCAGACGGGUAACGGAAAGGUCAUAUUGCUGUAGGCGUAAUCUGACAGUGUUCACACAGGUGAUUGUUUUUGUUGUGAUAAAGACAAAUGAAAUUGUA
Messenger RNA from Rana temporaria (common frog), 2282 nucleotides. RefSeq names its product ataxin 7 like 3 (gene ATXN7L3). Gene Ontology annotation, cellular component: DUBm complex; SAGA complex. Gene Ontology annotation, biological process: positive regulation of DNA-templated transcription; regulation of transcription by RNA polymerase II. The coding region runs from base 285 to 1328 and encodes 347 amino acids. Lineage: Eukaryota; Metazoa; Chordata; Amphibia; Anura; Ranidae. The transcript is spliced from 13 exons. The record is from RefSeq and is a predicted model, not a curated record. Gene Ontology annotation, molecular function: transcription coactivator activity.